Molecule: messenger RNA, 3170 nt
Organism: Coregonus clupeaformis (lake whitefish)
Lineage: Eukaryota; Metazoa; Chordata; Actinopteri; Salmoniformes; Salmonidae
Product: proteasome adapter and scaffold protein ECM29-like
Cellular component (GO): nucleus; cytoplasm
Molecular function (GO): molecular adaptor activity
Source: RefSeq, a predicted model, not a curated record
AUGAAGGAGAGAGCCAUCCAGACUCUGGGCUAUCUACCAGUGGGGGACGGAGACUUUGCCCACCAGAAGAAGCUGCUGCAGGGGCUCAUGGACUCUGUGGAGGCUAAACAGGUAGAGCUACAAUUUACAGUGGGUGAGGCCAUCACCAGUGCUGCUAUAGGGACUAGUUCUGGAGCUGCCAGGGACCCGUGGACCUUUACUGAGGAACAAUACAGUCCCCCAGACAAUGUGAAGAGUAAUGACGUGGUUCCGUGGGUGCUAAACUCCAUCCUGGCUAAGUACAUCCCAAGUCAGAACCCCCACGUCAGACAGGCUGCCUGCAUAUGGCUACUCUCCCUGGUCAAGAAGCUACACCAGCACAAAGAGAUCAGGUCUCACCUGAAGGAGAUCCAGACGGCCUUCAUCUCCAUCCUGUCAGACCCUGAUGAGUUGAGUCAGGACGUGGCGUCUAAAGGUCUUGGUCUAGUCUAUGAGAUGGGAGGAGAGGGAGACCAGCAAGAACUGGUGUCUACACUGGUCGAAACACUGAUGACUGGCAAGAGGGUGAAGCAUGCGGUGUCUGAGGACACUGAGGUGUUCCAGGGGGAGGCUCUGGGUAAAGCCCCCGACGGACACGGACUCUCCACCUACAAGGAGCUGUGCUCAUUGGCCAGUGACCUCAACCAACCAGAUCUGGUCUACAAGUUCAUGAACCUAGCCAAUCACCAUGCCAUGUGGAACUCCCGCAAGGUACAACCAGGAACAGCGUUUGGGUUCAACAUCAUAGCGCGAAGGCAGGUGAGCAGCUCGCUUCCCUACCUGCCCCAGCUGGUACCACGCCUAUACCGCUACCAGUUUGACCCCAACCUGGGCAUCAGGACGGCCAUGACCUCCAUCUGGGACGCACUGGUCACUGACAAGAACAUGGUGGAUAAGUAUCUGAAGGAGAUCCUCCAGGAUGUGAUAUCUAACCUGACCAGUAACAUCUGGAGGGCCAGGGAGUCCGCCUGCCUCGCUCUCAACGACCUCAUCCGAGGCCGCAUCGCCGAUGAUCUCAUUGACCACCUGGAGGAGAUCUGGGAAACGCUGUUCAGGGUGCUGGACGACAUCAAGGAGUCUGUCCGGAAGGCUGCCGAUAUAACCCUGAAAACACUGAGUAAGGUGUGUACUAGGAUGUGUGAGUCGUCAGGUUUAGCAGCCCAGAGGACUGUAGCUGUUCUGUUACCAACCCUCCUGGAUAAAGGAAUCGUCAGCAACGUACCUGAGGUCCGCUCUCUCAGUAUCCAGACCCUGGUUAAGGUGUCCAAGACAGCUGGUAAUAGGUUGAAGCCCCACGCCCCUCGUCUGAUCCCAGCCCUCCUAGAGGCCCUCAGUGUCCUGGAGCCACAGGUCCUCAACUACCUCAGCCUCCGAGCCACAGAGCAGGAGAAGAGUGCCAUGGAUGCAGCCAGACUCAGUGCUGCCAAGUCCUCCCCCAUGAUGGAGACCAUCAACAUGUGUCUGCAGCACCUGGACGUGUCUGUUCUGGGGGAGCUGGUCCCCAGACUCUGUGACUUACUGAAGAGCGGAGUGGGCCUGGGCACCAAGGGUGGUUGUGCCAGUGUGAUCGUGUCCCUCACUGUCCAGUGUCCCCAGGACCUCACCCCCUACUCAGGUAAACUGAUGAGUGCCCUACUGAAUGGAAUCCAUGACCGUAGCAGUGUUGUCCAGAAAGCCUUCUCCUUCGCCCUGGGACAUCUAGUCAGGACAGCGAAGGACAGCAGUGUAGAGAAACUCCUACUGAAGCUCAACACCUGGUAUCUAGAGAAAGAAGAGCCGGUGUACAAGUCGUCGUGUGCCCUGACGGUCCACGCUAUCAGCCACUACAGCCCUGAUGUCCUGAAGGGGCAUGCGGUGGUAGCUCUGCCCCUAGCCUUCCUGGGUAUGCACCAGGCACCGGGACCAGACGAGGAGAAGGGAGAGAGCCAUGACGCCACGCUGUGGAACGAGGUCUGGCAGGAACACGUACCAGGAAGCUUCGGGGGCAUCCGCCUCUACAUGACGGAGCUGAUCGACAUUACCCAGAAGGCCUUACAGUCCCAGUCGUGGAAGAUGAAGGCCCAGGGCGCGGCUGCCAUGGCGUCCAUCGCUAAGCAACAGACGGGUUCUCUGGUGGUCCCUCACCUGGGCAUGGUGUUGUCUGCUCUGCUGCAGGGGCUGGCCGGACGCACCUGGACUGGAAAGGAGGAGCUGUUGAACGCCAUCGGCUCUGUGGUGUCAAAGUGCAGUGGUGAGCUCCAGAAGUCGGCCCCGGGCCAGCCCAGUGUACCAGAGGUGAUAGAUGUGGUGUUGAAGGAGUGUCGGAAAGACAACCUGGUCUACAAGAUGGCUGCUCUGGGCUGUGCUGCUGACGUCCUGCAGGCCACACAGGAAGACCGCUUCAGUGAUAUGGCCGGCAUACUCAUACCACUCAUUAAGAAGAACUCUGCAGCUACUUGGAGGCUGAGGCGUGAUAGUGAUGAUGAUACUGAUGAGAAGGAGAAGGAGCUGCAGACUGAAGCUCUACUCUGUGCCUUCCAGACGCUGGGCAAGACCUGGCCCAAAAACACACAAACCCAGGACCCAGGGUAAGAGCGUUUCCAAUUGGACCUGUGCUGUCUGAUGUGUGAGAGGUUGAAGCUCAGUACAUGGAGGGUCCAGGUUGGGGUCCUGCUGUCUAUGAAGGCAUACUUCCAGGGGUUGCUACUGUUGGAGAAAGAGAAAGACAACCAGAACUUCACAGCCCUGUCCCUUAUCCUCACAGAGACAUGCAGCGCUCUCACGUUCCCACUAGAGAAUAAGAGUUACUCCUCUGUGAGGACCGAAGCGCUGUCUGUUGUGGAACUACUGGUGAAGAGGACCGGAGGUAAGCCGUCGUUCAGCUGUCUUUCUACUGUCUUUCUACUGUGCUAAAUUACUACUCCCACAUCUCUAUGAACUCUUCUAAAGGUGUCUUUAACACAAACGUUGUUUGACCUUUUUAAGUAAACGCACCAGUCUGCAGGACUUGAACUUCAUUACCUUUCAUGCCUAGAAUAUAGGAGUACGUUUGAGUCCAUUUUGAAGCUAUGAGUAAAAAUGUCUAGGAGUCAUUUUACUCAAACCUGAGCGAACGUUUGAGAACAAAAUACAUACAUGAGCACUGCUACAUCUUCUGUUUGAAAAUGUUUUCU